This is a messenger RNA of Prorocentrum cordatum, 1740 nucleotides long. NCBI's taxonomy places the organism in Eukaryota, Dinophyceae, Prorocentrales, Prorocentraceae. The record is from the annotation of a GenBank genome assembly.
AUGGUCUCCGUGGAAGAUGACAUGGUCUUGUACCCGUGCAUGCGUGCUAUGUGCAUGGGGUGGUCUUGGGCUCUGUACUUUGCGCAGGAGGCCGUGUCGGCUAUGACAGAGCGGGCGCUGCGCUCGCCGUCUCUGCCGACGCCUGCCAUGGUGGGGGAGCACCUUCCCGCCCCCGACUUGAGAGAGUCCAAGGUCAUGGGCAGCGUCUACGUGGACAACAUCACCGUCUUCGGCAGGGGCGCCUCUCUAGCCCGUGAGGCAAGCUCCGCCCUACAGGCUGAAGCUGAUCGAUCUGGAUUGCCUAUCACGUGGUCCUAUCCUGAUGUGGUGACCCACCUCGAGACCGUGGGCGUUGAGAUCGACCUCAAGAAGGGGAAGCUUCGCAACAAGGCCUCCCGAGUGUGGCGCUUUGACUUGGCCACCCGCGCCCUCCUGCGUCGUGGCAAGAUGCGGGGGGGGCACAUGGAGGUCUGGCUAGGCCACGCUGUGUCGCUGCUGAUACUGGCCAGGCCGGGGCACGCCGCGCUCUCAGCCACGUACCGGUUUGCCGAGGUCAUGCACGAGAUGAGUCUGGUCGCCGGACUGGUCUGGCUCGCGGAGGUCGACCUAGCUGCGCCCUACGUGCCGCACGUCUACGCCAGCGACUCCGCCGACAACGGGCACGGCCUGAUGUACAAAAGGGCCUCGGACGAGGAGAUGCAGUCAGCCUUCCGCUGGAAGGAGAAGUGGAGCUUCAAGCAGCACCUCCGAGGCCCCCGCGUUGGCCUGACCUCGGCCGCUGAUGUCGCUGAGAUGGGCGGCUACAGGGAGGUGGACGAGGCGCAGCUGGAUUACGAGGUGGAGCCCCGUUGCCGCUCCGCCGAGCCGAGCGCUGGCUCUGCCCCUGCCACGGCCUUUGGCCAGUGGCUGCAGAGCAGGGCGGAGGGGGGCUCUGCCUCCGCCGGGUCUCACCGGCCUCGCCAUCGCCGUCUGCGGCGGCGCCCAGUCGACCCUGGGGACCCCGACGCCGAGUGCCUCAUCCAGGCGGGCCCCCUGGCGCCGCCGCUGCCUGCCUCCUGGUUCGACCCGGAAGGCUUCAAACUGGUCGCGGCGAGGCGCUGGCGCUGGCCUGGAGAGCACAUCAAUGUGAAGGAGACCCGCGCUGCGGUGAUGGGGCUGCGGCAUGCCUGUCGCGUCCGCCAGAAUUGCGGACGCCGCCUAGUUUCUCUCGUGGACUCCAUGGCAUGUGUUGGCUGCCCGGACAAAGGGCGGCCCAGCCGCUCAGCAGUUCUGAACGCGCAAUGCCGGCGAGCUGCGGCCUACGCCAUCGGCUGUAGAGUGCGUUGGAGGCUGCGGUAUGUCAACACGAAGUUUAACGGCUUCUUGGAGCUGUUCUCGGGCGAGGGUGGGCUCUCCAGGGCGUUCGAGGAGCUCGGCUUGUCAACUUACCCCUGCAUGGACAUCAAAGAUUGGGCUCACCACGACCUGCUGGACCCGAAGGUCCAGAACAUCAUCUUAGAGGCAUGGGCCCUGGCCGCAGGCAUGUCGGCACCCGCGGUGGCCCGCGACGGCCCCGACGCACCUGACGGCGGGGACCUGGAGGCCCAGCUUCGCGAUGCUGCGCGACGGCCGGCUUCGCGCGCCCGCGAGCGCCUCCGACCAGCUCGGCAGCGGCUUCAAGCGGAGCCUGACCUCGGGCUCGCUGGCGCCGCCGACUCGGACGGUCUCGAGAGCAGGUAUGAGCACCUGCGGCCUUUCAUC